Phyllotreta striolata is the source of this 1155-nucleotide messenger RNA. NCBI's taxonomy places the organism in Eukaryota, Metazoa, Arthropoda, Insecta, Coleoptera, Chrysomelidae. The record is from the annotation of a GenBank genome assembly.
UUGUGGUUAUUUUUAAUAAUGUUGCGUUUAAGGUGCCUAAUAAAAUCGAAUUUAUUGCGCAAAAAUCGCUCUCUUUCCGAACGCAAAACUUUAUCAUCCGCAGCGCCCCCGGAUCGCCAUGAGUUUUUCAAAAACGAAAUGAACGAUUUGAACGAGUUCUAUCCGCUGAUAGCCGAGGAUCUGACCAAGUACAUCUCGCAUUACAAGGAAUUCCCCGGAUUGCUCGAGAAAUUCCCCGUUCUGAUCGACUACACAGUGCCCAACGACGAUCCCUACUUUCUCACCACCGCCCUGAUACCCCUCUACACCUACAAAGCCGUCGAGGAGCCCGAUAAACUCACCAGGGACAACCUCAGGAAGGCCUGCAUGAUGGCCUGGGUCUACAGAAUUCUGGAAGUCUCCCAAAUAAUCGUCGACGACAUAAUGGACGAUUCGGACACGCGCUACAACAAACCCACGUGGUUCAAGACGCCCGGCGUCACGAUGGAGUCGGCCAUCUUGGACAGCCAUUACCUGGCGACGGGCGGCUAUCUGCUGUUGAUGAGGCGGCUGGCCGACCAUCCGUGUUGCCUGCCCAUCACCGACCUCUACAUGGAGAACAUGUUCAUGACGUUCGUCACCCAGUUCAUGGACACCCAGAACGUGGGCGUGAAGGAGUACGUCAGGUUGGUACCGCUGGUGCUCAACAAGGCCUUGUACAUUUUCGACGGCAGCGUCAGGGCCGGAUUGUACUUGGCUAAUAUCAGUGAUCCGGAAACUCACGAAGCUAUCAAGAAAUACACCGUUCCAAUGAGCAGGUUCUACCAACUUACGAACGAUAUGAAUGGGGUGUUCCAAGACGAAAGCAAGUUCCAAAGGCAUUGUCCUGAUAUCCUGUGGGGGAGGAAUUGCUGGCUGGUGGCGACUGCUUUGAAAUUGGCCAAUCCGGCGCAGAAGAAGAUUAUAGAAGAACAUUACGGUAACGGCAAGAUGGAGUCUGCGAUGCUGGUUAAAGAGGUGUACAGGGAGUUGAAAUUGGACCAAGUGCACGCCGAAAGAACGGUGGAAUUCGUCAAGGAGAUGCACGACGUGGUGGAGAAGCUCCCGAAGAGGAUACCCAAACAACCCUUUCACGAUUUGGUGCAGCAGUUGGCUAUGAAUAAUUUGUAUUCAUGA